Ficedula albicollis (Collared flycatcher) is the source of this 5467-nucleotide messenger RNA. RefSeq names its product ligand of Numb protein X 2-like. The record is from RefSeq and is a predicted model, not a curated record. The transcript has 10 exons. Lineage: Eukaryota; Metazoa; Chordata; Aves; Passeriformes; Muscicapidae. Gene Ontology annotation, molecular function: metal ion binding; ubiquitin-protein transferase activity; protein binding. Bases 993 to 3035 code for a protein of 680 amino acids.
CUCAUCAAGGGGAUUCAUCUCAUGUAACCUUCAAACACAGAGCACAGAAUGGUUUUGGUAAAUAAUCUGAAAAAACCCCCCAAUAAAAGUAGUUUAUCAGCAAAAUUACUGUGAGGUUUGUUUUUUGCUGAGAAAGUGGAUUUGUUUCAUCACCUGCCAAAGUUUUAUGCAAAUAGUCCAACCCGAAGCACAAGUAUUUCUGAUUGGUAGUGUUUGCCUUGGAAGCUCCUUGUUUCAUUAGGUGCUGGUGCUGAGCUGAUUGAUUAGAAUUGGUGGGAGAUGUUAAGUGAUGGUCUGAUGUUGAAAUGUUCCUUUUGCACCUGUAAGAUCAUUCAGGAUCAAUUGAAGGCUGGCAAAAAGGCCAGGAAAGCAAACAGGGCUGCCUGUUUUAGGUGGAGGAAAGCCCCAAAGAGCAGGGGGGGUUCUGAGGGAGGAGGGUAUGGACACAUCUGGGCACAUUUCCAUGGGUGCUUGUUUUGGGGAGCACUGAGCCAGCCAGGAGGAGUUAAGGAGGGAAUGCAAACAGGGGAAUCAGGGAUGUUCACUCAGCCUGAGUGCUUCCCUGAAGGGGAAGAAGCUUUCCUGGCACUGCAGCAGGGCAGAGAGGAGCAAACAACUCCUGUUGUACCCACCUGGAACCGUGACAGGGAUGUUUUCAUCUUUGGAAGUGAACAAGCUCCUAUGGCUGGGUAAAAUCUGCCUGAUUCUGUUGGUGAUACAUUCUCCCCUUAAUUAAAUAGCUGACUUACCAUGACAAUUAAUGGGAGUGAUGUAUGAUUUUUAUUAGAAACCCAUGAGUAAUUUUUUCUUGCUGUUCCUGCUAUCUUAUUGUUCUUUUCUUCCCCUCCUGCCGAGUUCUGCUGUGUGCCAGCUGUGUCCUCCAGGCACUGGUGCAGACCAGUGUUCUCUCUUGCUUGGGCUUUUACCUGUUCCAGAUAAAGUCAUUGUUUUCAGAGCUGCUGUGUGACAAUCUCCCCCUGGUGCUGGCUGCCAUGGCUGACCCCAUCACUGAGGAACACGUGUCCCAGGUCCCUGAGCUGUGCUGUGAGUGUGGCCAGCCCCACCCCUUGCUGGACAAUCACCUGUACAACUUCCAGGACGAGGUGGACGAUGAGCUCAUCUGCCACAUCUGCCUGCAGCCCCUGCUGCAGCCCAUGGACACGCCCUGUGGGCACACCUACUGCUUCAAGUGCCUGGAGAACUUCAUGCAGGAGUACAGCUUCUGUCCCAUGGACCGUAAGAAGCUCUCCUUCCAGCAGUGCCACAAGUCCAGCCUGCUGGUCAGGAACCUGCUGGAUAAGCUGGUUGUGCUGUGUCCUUUCAAGGCUGAGUGCCAGCAGACCAUGCAGCGCUGUGAGCUGGAAGCUCACCUGCACAACAGGUGUCCUGGGUUUAAGAAAUACAAAUCUGAGCUCCAGAGGAAAAAGAAUCCCAUUUCUAAAGGGAAGGAAGAUCCCCCUGCCAAGGGGGAGGCCAACACGCCCAAGGAUCCAGAGGUCCCAGGUGGAGGCUCCUCACUGGUGGCAGAAAGCUCUGGAGCUGCUGUGGUGUCACUGGGGACUGCAGAGCCUGGACUGGUUAAUCCAGCUUUUGAGGAGACUGAAGAAGACCUUCCUCAGAGAACCAGUCUUGUGGCUGAAACUACCACAAUUGAAAUCCACCGGGAGGAUCCGGAGGAAGAGCUGGGGAUGAGGAUAGUCGGGGGUAAGGACACCCCCCUGGGCAACAUCGUUGUUCAGGAAGUGCUGAGGGACUCUGUGAUUGCUGCUGAUGGAAGAAUUGCUCCUGGAGACCACAUCCUCGAGGUGAAUGGCGUCAACAUCAGCAGCGUGACUCACUGCCAGGCUGUCUCCUUCCUGCGGCAGCCAGGCCCUGUGCUGCACCUCCUGCUGCUGCAGGAGAAGGGCUUUUCCAGCAAGGCUGCACAGCAGGAGUGCAGCUCCACAGGCAGGGAAGUGAUCCACGUCACCCUGGUCAAGAGAGAGCGCUCGGAGCCCUUGGGAAUCAAGCUGAUCAGGAAGACUGACGAGGCAGGGAUUUUUAUCCUGGAUCUCUUAGAGGGAGGCUUGGCAGCCAAGAAUGGGAAGCUGAGUCGGAAUGACAGGGUUCUGUCAAUAAAUGGCCAGGAUUUGAGGCAAGGAACUCCUGAGGCUGCUGCCCAGAUAAUCCAGACCACGGAAUCCAGAGUGAACUUUGUGAUCCUGAGGCAGCCUGGGGUGCAGCUGGGGGAGCCAGUGGAGGAUGGCAGCACCUCCAACAGCAGCAGCAGCAGCAGCAGCAAUGGGGGGAGCCCAGUGCAUCACAGGAGGAGACCAGACCAGAACCACUACAGAAGAAAAUCCAACUACCAGAAGGAUUUGCCUCAGGGAUAUGUAACUCAUGAGAAGACAGUUGCAAUAAAAAAGGAACCAAAGGAAUCUUUGGGAAUCACAAUUGGAGGUGGAAGGGAUAACAAAAACAAGCUCCCUAUCUAUGUGACAAGUGUGCAGCCCAUUGGAUGCCUCUUCAGGGAUGGCAGAAUCAAGAGAGGGGAUGUACUUCUGAGCAUCAAUGGCAUUGAUUUGACUCAUCUGAACUACUAUGAAGCUGUCUCAGCACUGAAAUCCAAUGCAGCUUCCCACUCAGUCACACUGAAAGCCUUGGAAAUCCUCUCCCUGAACUCCCCAGAGCCAUCCCUGGACAUCAGGGAGCAGGGAUUCAGCUGGUCUCCCCUCUGGAUCACGUGGCUUGGAUUGCCCAGCUACCUUCACUUCUGUCAAGAUAUUGUCCUUAGUAAAGGAAACCUGGAAAGUUGGGGCUUCAGCAUCGUGGGAGGCUUUGAGGAAAGCAAAGGAAACCAACCCUUCUUCAUCAAAACCAUCGUGCCCGGGACUCCGGCAUUCCGGGACAGGAAACUCAAGUGUGGAGAUGAAAUCGUGGCAGUGAACGGAGUGCCAGCAAUAGGAAUGAGCAACUCAGAGUUAAUCCCAAUGCUGAAGGAGCAGAGGAACAGAGUCACCCUGACUGUGGUGUCCUGGCCAGGCAGCCUGGUGUGACAGCUCCAGCAAAGCCCAACACCUCCAGGUACCCACCAGCAGCUGGGCACAGCUAGGCCACACUGCCAGGAAACAGGGACUGCUCCACUCCUGCUCCUGCUGCACUGCCAUGGAAGAAUCCUUGCUUCCUUUUGAUGGAAAACAUUUUACCAACAAAUCUGGAUGUUGAAUUCAAAGUAAGGGUUAAUCCAACAGCUGUUGGAGCUUCCCAGGCUUCUUAAAGCUCCUGAGGAUUGGUGGUGCACAGAAAGCUCAUCCCAGUGUUUCUCCACAAGCUGCCCUGGAGGCUGCUGAGGCUUGCCUUGAUUCGAGGGCUCUGCUUUCCACUGAGUAUUUGAAUGGGUUAAAACAGAGGCUGUGAGAAGCAGCUACCAAAUCUGUAAUGAUGGGGACCCAAUUUAGGCACUUCUACCUAUCAGGAUUUCCCAGUGCUCAUUUUUAGGUGUCAGUAACCCCAGGAAUGUGUUCAUCCAUUAAAACCCCACAGUAACUCUCAGCUGUCACCUGUAUGAGGAUCCUGUCACAAACCCCAGUUUAGGAUCCUGCCAACUCCACUGAGUUACUGCAAAGGGACAAUUUCAACAGCUUGAAGAACCACUCAAAGGUAUCACAAGAGGGGUUUCACUGAAAUAUGAUGUUGCAAAAUAUGACUUUACCAAAGGUCAAGGGCAAGGUUCACUUAGUGCACACAAGUUUCCCUGGUUUUAGGAUUGAUAAAAGCAGCUUUUUGCCCAGAAGGUGAGGAAGGGAAUGGGCUGGGAUCAGACAACCCUGGCCCAGCCUGAUGCCUGUCUUAUUUUUCUGUUUCCAGUGAUGAGGGGCAGAGUUCAGCAGGGGCAGAGCACCUGUACUGUCAGGCAGGUGAGAGUUCUCCUGCAGUUCUGUUCAUGUCCCUCUUGCAGCUGGAGCAAAAUCUCAACUCAUGGGAUCAGGGGAAGCUCAAAGGAUCCUUGGCUGCAGGAAACUGCGCCCAGCCUGGCUUCAGUUCAAACCCACUGUGCAGUUAAAGUGCAGAAUUCAAGAACUGAAGCCCAGGCAGGGUGGUUUGACCUCUGACACUGUGAAAGUUCCUACCUGCAAACUCCACCUGAAGCAAUUCCCUUUUUUAGCAGCUUCAUGAGCGGUAGCAGUGAUGGGAUUUUCUCAAACCAGGUCGCACUGAGAGAUCUUUUCCUCCUGUGCUGCCUCUACUGCACCUUUUGCAGAAUCCAAGGAGUCUGUCCCUGUCCCAAAGCUGCCUUGAAUGAAUGUUUAAUUCUCUGUAGCAGCCCUGGCUGAGGCUUCUCCUGAGCUGGCAGUUUGGCAUUUGCUGUGCCUUGUUUACACACAGUGACUUCACCCCCUGCCCUGGGAGCUGCAGCAGGGCCUGUCCCAGAGCCCAGGACACAACAGGAACCUCAGAUCCAGGCUGAGAACACAUCUGGGGACUCUGACAGCACAGCUGGGGCUACCUGGGCUGCCUUCCUGGUAUUCUACUGAAUGCUGAGAGCAAAAUCAUCCACUAAGGGAAAACUCAUCACUGACCUCGCUGGGACACAAAAACGUGAAGCAAUUUUUUAUCUCUUUCCAAUCAAUGUGCAGAAUCUGUGCCUGAACAGUAAAUAUUGAUGUGGACAGAGGGUGAUUCCCACUGCCUGCCCCAGAGGUGGGGAAAGGGCAGGAGGGAAGAGCUGCAGCUGCUGGGCUGGCAGUGGAGGGAGGAGGAGGAGGCUGCAGAACCAUUUUUACUCCAUCUCCUUUCAAGGUGCCUUCAACUUCACCAAAAUGUCCUCUUAAUUUAAAUUUUGUUUCCAAAAUCAGCUUGUUCAUAGAUUUUGAAUUUGUUUUGAUGCCUUUAUAAAUUAUUGUAAUAUUGCUGAAAAAUAUGCAUUAGAAACGUGGUCUUUAAUCCUUUCUUUCCCUGUAGCAGGAAACAGUGUAAUUGUCUUUGCUUCUCCCAGGAAAGGAAACACACUGUGGCUGGGAAAAAUCCCUCAACAGCAGUAAACCUGCAGCAGCUUCCUGAUGCAAACACAGAUUAUUUCUAACACCCCACCUUUCCCUGAUAGUAAAGGCAAACAGUUUAUCUCUGUUUAAUGAAAAGAAACCAAAACUAUUUACUUUAAAUUCCCAGCUGCUCCUGGCCCCACAAACCUGCCCCCAUUAGUGAAGGUCCCCUGCACCUCAGCACAUUGUCACUGAAGUAACACAGGAGGAGGUGCAGCUCUGACUGAAUCCAUGCUCAAACCCCAAACCGUGAGCACAGUUUCUGUCUGCACCUCUCUACCUGCUGCUCAGUCCCCAGGAGUGGGCAGGGUGUACCCCAAACUGAGACACGCCCCACACUCCCCUCCACACCCCGGCUCUGUGCACACACAUUCCCCAGGAGCUCAAGCACAUUAAAAACCUCCAUGGAAACCAAAACCCAGCAGCUCCAAACCCAUCACUGCACU